GUAGUGAGAAAUGCAACGUCCUGCCCUUCUACAUCUUGAAUAGCGGGGAGUCAUGAACCGCUGCAAGGUGACGCGUCCUCCGCGUUCAGAGGAAACUUCAACCUAGAGACACCGUGUUAUUUAUCGCCCCGUCAACCAUCGGGAAACUGCACCAGCUUUUCUCUUAUUAAACCUCGGGAGCGUCUUGCGCAGUGGUACGGCGAGCGGAGCAAGCGGUGGCGGCGGCCACUCCGGGGAAUGUCGACCGGCCGUCAGUCCUGACAUCGGCCUCUUCUCAUCUCCGACACCGACGACAUGGGGUCUGUGUGCGGUCACUGAAGUGUCUUGGAGAACGGCAUGGCACUGUGUCAGUUGAGCGUCUGGGUGAGAUGAGUUUUGCCUGUAAGCAGUGUGAGCUCUGCUGACAAACAGGCACAGCUAUUCUCCAUACCAGACCUCCACCUCGAUCACCAGCCAAUCAAAUGCACCCAGACAAUAAACUGGCCAAUCAUGGCAAGCAAGUGACCAGUGACAGUCGAUCCCAAAUACCCAAUGUAAAUCAUCAGGCUCAGCAGCAGCAGGGAACUGCUGGCCACCUGUGUCCAAAGGGCGUUGGUGCUGGGAGCCAUGGAGUCAAAACCAACCAGAUUUCUCCUGGCAAUCCUGGGCUGAAGGCUGUCAGCCAAUCAGUGAGCAGUGUUGGAGGGAUGCUGAAAACCAAAUCCAAGCGGGAGAGAAGUGUCUCCAUUGACUCUGGUGAACCCAGAAAUGCCAUUCCUCCAGCCCUGGAGCCAGAUGCCAAAGGAGAGGGUGUAAUGCGCAGUAAGCGGCGCUGUGUUUUGGAGAAGAAACAGCCGUAUAGCGGAGAUGAAUGGUGCUCUGGACCUGACACAGAGGAAGAUGAUGACAAGCCGCACACUGCAACCCAUCGGGAGAGGGGGCUGGCUGGUUCUAUCCAGGGGCUCUCUGGUCGCUCAUCUGCAGGGCCCAUCUCUGAACCCGGAGGUCCAGCAAUGGGACGUGGAGUGGGUCCAGGAUUAAAAGCAGAGCCACCUCAGGCUUCCCAGCAAAUGGUGUAUGUUUUCACAACCAGCCUAGCCAACAGUGCUGCAGAGGCAGUAAUGAAAGGACAGACAGAUUCCAUCCUUCUAUUUCACCAGCAAAAUGUUCCACGCACCAAGUUGGAGCAGAGUCACCCAUCAGGAAAGCUUCCUACAUUGUCUGAGAAGGUGAGCUCCAGCAGCUCUCCUCCCAUGGGUACCCCCAAAUCCCAGAGUGGGACACCACAGCCAGCUUCUGCAGCAGUGGGAGGCCAUUUGCAUCCUGCAGGGACACCGUCAUCAGCAGGGCAUUCUGAUAGUGAAUCAUCACAUACCAGACCUGGCGGAACAUCAAGCAAUAACAUUAGUGUCAUUGCCCAUAAAUCAGAGGGAGGGAGCACAGCCACACCUGCAGGACCCAUCCCAGGAUCAGGAGGUGCCGAAGGUACAGGGGUUUUGCCUCUCUCUGAUGCUGGUGUGUCUCCUUCUGGUAGUCCCUCUGUCUUAUCAACACACCUGCAGAGUGAUCCAGGACAGAGGAGUGGCCCGGGAAACACAGAUGGUCUUUCCAAAGAGCAGCUAGAACACAGAGAGCGCUCUUUGCAGACACUGAGAGACAUAGAGAGGUUGUUGCUGCGCAGUGGGACUGGUGGAGGACCUAGUGAGACAGGAGGCUCCACCAACAAUCCUAACAAUAACUCCUCCAACCUAAACAAUAACAAUAACACUGACAGGAGUGGCAUUCUUGAACAUAAUGACAAUGGUACUAACAACUCUGGAAAUUGCAGUAGUGGUAAUAUGCUAUCCUCAGCUUUGCCUCCUAUGGGAGGGAUGAAGAAAUAUGAAGAACCUCUUCAGUCCAUCAUUACUCAAACACAGAGCCUUGGCGGGCCUGCCAUUGACAGCCCUCAAAUGGACUCUCACCAUAACAUGCCACAUCCUCAUCACCAGCUUUCUUCACCUGGGCUGGACAUGGGUCCCUUACUUGGACCAGAGGGACUGACCCCAGAACAGGUGGCCUGGAGGAAGCUUCAAGAAGAGUACUACCAAGAGAAGAGACGGCAACAGGAAAUGCAACCUCCAACACAUGCACAGCACUUCAGAAUGAUGACAGAAAUGGGUAUGCAUGGAGGUCCCAUGAUGAUGAGGGGACCCCCUCCUCCCUACCACAGCAAAGCUGGAGAUCAGCAGUGGGGUCCUGGCUCUAUGAUGGGAGGUGGGAUGGGUGGAAAUGCACGUAUGAUAGACAUGCACCAAGAGGGGCCCCGUGGCCCAAGAUUCAUGGGACAGCUUCAGCGAGGGCCACCUGGGGGAGUUUUUCCUGGUAGUCCUGGGGGUGGUUUAUCAAUGGAGGGUCUGGGAGCCCAGAGGCCCCCAAGGCCAGGCAUGAUCUGGCUAGAUGAUAUGCCCAAUAACAUGGGUGGUGGGGGUCCCUUUCAUGGCUGCUACCCUGGUGGACCAGGUGGACCUCCUCAGCACUUGCAGGGUGAUCCAGAACGUCUUAUAACUCGCGAGGAAAUGUUUCGCAUUAUGGAGAAGCGUCAGCUGCAGGGGAUUCACAGGUUUGAGCUUGACCGAUUAGCUAAACAGCAGCAACAAGGCAACCUGGGCUCAAGAAGUAUGGAUAAUCCUGGGGGCUCAGGCUUUCCCAAUUUGGGCAUGGGUCGGGUCGGUCCAUCCUCCCGAGGUGAACCUAUGGACUUUCCUGGUUCACGUGAGAUGAUGGGCUCUCCUGGUGGGGCAGGGGGCCCCCAGAUGAGAGACAUGGUGGAUUCUCCUUUGGGGAGCAACCUUAAUAUUAACAUGACCCCUCAGAUGAACAGUCAACAACAUCAGCAGAUGAUGCUGUCUCAAAAGCUCAGAGCUGGUCCUGGUGGAGGAGGACCUUUAGGUGAAAUGUUAAGCCCUGAGGAGAUUUCACGAAUUAGGGCUUCACAGAAUGGAAGGGGAGGAAAUAAGGGAAUGAUUGCUGGACCCGACAGUGCCCUUCAGUUUCCCAACCAAGGUCCCUUUUCUGGGGGACAAGUGGAAGGGCCAUAUCUCCAGCAGCCUGGCCCUGAAAUGUUUGGGCCUGAGCAGCAGGGUCCUAAUCAAAUGGGUGAAACGUCGCGGCUUAGUCAUAUGCCAAUGACUGGAAGCCUAAGGGGAGCAGACCUUGGCCCUCGCCACCCCUCUGAUCUAUCAAUCAAUGUUAACCCUAUGGCCUCUCCUGCAAUGCCGCCUCCUCACCAGCUCAAGUCUCCAUCCCUAAGCCAAGAACCCUCUCCUCUGCUACCUUCCCCAUCUGCUCCAGGACUCAAGUCCCCUUCACAGAUCCCUGCAGGGCCUCAUCCACCUCUUCCUCCUGCUUCUGGUGCUGGGACUCCUUCAUCUUCUUCCAUGAAGUCUCCCCAGGUAAUGGGGUCUUCCACACUUGGGUUGCGCUCUCCCUCUGCCUCUCCUGGACGCCUUAAGUCCCCAACUAUUCCUGUAGGCUCUCCAGGAUGGGCAUCUCCAAAAACAGCUCUUCCAAGCCCAGGUGGUCCAACCACUGGGAAGGGGGUGGGAAAUGGAGGAACUAGCUCCACUGAGACAGGCCCAUCACUGCCCCCCAGGAGUUCCAACUCCACUCCUAUCAGCCAGCCAGGCUCCAUGAAUCCCAGCAUGCCAUUUACUUCCUCUCCUGAUGCCCCUCCAUCCCAGAAUCCUUUGUCCUUGAUCAUGUCUCAGAUGUCCAAAUAUGCCAUGCCUAGCUCCACUCCUCUCUACCAUGACGCAAUCAAAACAAUUGCCACUUCUGAUGAUGAGAUAAUGCCAGAUCGCCCUCUUUUACCUGGUGUCAGCAUUGGAGGAAACAUGGGGAACCCCCAGACCUCCCAAAUGCUUGUUUCCCAGAGCUCAAUUGGACCCCACAGUGAUCCUCAAAGUCCUAUGGGAAUGGUACUCCAAGGUCAGCAACAACUGUCUCAUGAUGCCUCAGGACCCAUGCUGUCUUCCCCAAACCCCAUGGGCAUGCCUGGGAUGAAUUCUGCCAUGAUGGGAGGAGGACCACCAGAUGGAAUGGGGCCCUGUAGUGUUUCACCAAUGUCUCAAACCCAGAUGAGUGGGUUUCCUCGCAUGCAGCCACCAUCUCAUGGGCCCAUGCACUCCCCGGUUGGAGGAAUGUCACAGCAUUUCUCUCAGACUAAUGAGGAUGUUUUGCCAUCUCAGCAGUUGCACCUGCUCAGCAAGGGACAUCCUCACCAGCGACACUCACACCCCUCUGAUUCCUUCCCCUCAUUGCCCAUGGGGGACGGCCCAGAUCUAAGUGAAGUCAUACGACCCACUCACACAGGAAUCCCUGAGUUUGAUCUUUCCCGUAUCAUUCCCUCUGAUAAACCUAGUAGCACCCUUCAAUACUUCCCUAAGAGUGAGCCACAGCAGAAUCCACACCAGGGGCAGCCAUCCCAGCAGCAUACCUCGCAACAGCUCCUCAAACAACUCUCUUCCUCCGCACCCCCACAUAGCAGUGGUCCAUCAUCGAACCCCCAUAUAGCCAACCUUCAGAACAUGAUGGCUGAACAGCAGUUGCCACCUCACCCCACACAUGGUGGAAUACGCCAAAGCAUUGGUAUGCCUCAGGGGGGCUCAAGAGGUAUGGUUCCUGGUGGGGGCAUGGGUCCAAUGUGCCCCCCUGGACAUAUGAUGGGAAGGACAGGCAUGGUGCCCCAGCAGCAACUCCAGCAACAGCACCACCAGCAGCAGCAGCAAGCCAUGAUGGCCAACAGCCUUCUCCACCACCCUUCACAUCCAUACCCAGGCAUGAUGCCCCCCCAGCAGCACCCACACAGUCUGAUGGCACAGCAAAACCUUAUGAUGAUGCAGGCAAAGCAGCGAAGUAUGUCAAUUCCCGGGGAUCCUUUUGGCCCUCAGGGUCCUCUCAUGUCCCCUCAGGGUCCCAUGAUGGCCCCACCCCAUCCACAGUCUGGUAUGAUGGGUCCCCAGUCUUUCAGACAGCGGGGAAUGUCACUGGACAGUCCCAUUGGCUAUGGUCCCGGAGGUAUGGCCAAUAUGCCAUUCUAAUCCGACUCAUUUGAACUGUAAAAAACGUAUUUCCAGUAGAUUGCUUUCCCAUUAUGUCCAAAUGUUUCAUUGUUAUUCUUGAAGUUGUUUUAAAAAGAUAAAUUGUAAAAAAAAAAAAAAAAAAAAAAGAAAGGAAAAAAAGAAAUAUCAGUGAUAAUCUUCAAAUUUUG
Messenger RNA from Myripristis murdjan (pinecone soldierfish), 5230 nucleotides. RefSeq names its product bcl9 like (gene bcl9l). NCBI's taxonomy places the organism in Eukaryota, Metazoa, Chordata, Actinopteri, Holocentriformes, Holocentridae. Bases 462 to 5060 code for a protein of 1532 amino acids. The transcript is spliced from 9 exons. Gene Ontology annotation, cellular component: beta-catenin-TCF complex. Gene Ontology annotation, molecular function: transcription coactivator activity; beta-catenin binding. The record is from RefSeq and is a predicted model, not a curated record. Gene Ontology annotation, biological process: negative regulation of transforming growth factor beta receptor signaling pathway; positive regulation of transcription by RNA polymerase II; canonical Wnt signaling pathway.